UUUCUCUAUGAUCAAAUUUGUAAACAUUGUAAAUGUAAACAAAAAAACUAUCUAAAAUCCACGAAAGAAUAAUUUUAUUAAAAAUACUAGUACUUAAUUACUGAGUUUUAUAAGUUUAGAUAAGAACAGCAUUAAAAUAUUUAGUAUUCAAACGGAUUUUGCAACUUAUCAUUGCCUGCCCAACCGGCACAAUUUUUUUAGUGUAUACUGUAUAGUAAUUCUUCAAUGUAAUAUUUUGUUUUCUCACAGAAAACUUAAAAAAACUAUAAAUAUGGACUAAUAAAGUGAUACACUUAUCAACUGUGUUUGAUAGUUGCUAUACUUCUUCCUAAACAAUUAAAGAUUUGCCUAUUGCGGCUUAAAGAGAUCCAAAUUAAAAAAAAAUGGAUGUUAAUAAAAGCGGAGAAGGAUUUGAAAUUGGUCAAGAUAUAUGUAGAUUAUGUUUAGCAAGGGAUACACGUACUUUGUCAAUCAUAAACACAGUGUUACAGAAUGUUUAUGAGAAGAUUGCUGAUGUUAAACUGAACUCAAUACCUAAACUACAAUUAGUCUGUUACAUCUGUCACGCAAGGCUUAGACAAUGUUACAACUUGAUACAACAAGCUGUACUGACUGAGAAACUGUUGAAAGAUGCUGCGGUACAUGGUAUUCAGCUAAACAGCAUAACUAAAAGUCAGAAAUGCCUAACCACAUCCUCUGUGAUCAGCAUAAGCCUAGACCCGAGUGUAGCGAUAGAAAUAAAACAGGAAGAAAAAGAAGAUUAUCUCAAAAUAGAAGAUAUUAAGAAUGAACAGGAUUUUAAUGUUCUAGAACAAGAUGGCAAUUCGGAAUCAGAUACGGAAAAUAAAUCAGAUUUGGAAACUCGAAACAAUGAAUCUCAAACUGAUUCCGAAGAUGAUAUACCACUUCGAAGUAUACGGUUGAAAGUGAAAAAGAAGAUCAAAAUAAACAGGGACAGAAUCAAGAAAACGAAAAAUACUACAAUUGAAAAGUUAGAAGCCAAAGAGCUACUGCUAGAUGAGAAACAGCAAAUGGCGGAACUUCUAGAACGUUCCAAAUCACUCAACUACCUCAACUCUCCGUACAAAUGUGAUCUAUGCUACAGAGGCUUUCGAGACCCCAGCGCGUACAGCAAACACAAGGAUAAACACGACUUGAAAAGCGGUCGGCUCGAAUGUAAAAUCUGUCACCUACGAUACAACACCAAACAGUCAUUGAACUCUCACACCGCAGCGGCGCAUUCCAGACGAUUCAUAUGCACUAUGUGUUCACACAUCAGCCUUACCAAGAAUCAAGCUGUGGUCCACGAGAGAUGGCAUAACGGCCAUCAAUAUCCUUGCAAGCUGUGUGAUAAACGAUUCAUUAAACCGACCAGUUAUCUCUCGCACAUGCGCAAAGCGCACUCUAACUUAAGUGAGCACGUGUGCCACAAAUGCGGGGAAAGUUUCGCGGGCAGGCACGGUCUACUUAUGCACAUGAGCAAGUCACACAAACACGACGAUACGGAAUCAGAAAUCGUCCUGGAUCCUACAUCUAACAGUUACUGCAAGGAGUGUGGCAUCCAGUUUCUAACACUGGAUGCAUACAAUCUACAUCUACUGUCUUCACAGAAACAUAAACACGCAGUUUGGAAGGAAAACGGGUCAAAAUGUAUAAUAUGCAAUACUUCAAUCAGUUCAUACGAUCAUGAGAAGCAUGCACGCAUGCACCUUAAGGAGUUAAAGUCCAAAGUGACGGAGGACGUUGAAGCCACACCGCCCACCGUGCAAAUACCUUGCACCCAGUGCAACAAGACCUUUACAAGUAGAUCCAAACUGCAUAUGCAUGUCAAACGCAUGCAUUUAGGACAGAGGUACAACAGGAACGUCGUCUGUGAAGUAUGCGGAAAGCAUUGUACGUCCAACGCGACGCUCCGCUACCACCAACGCUUGCACACGGGCGAGAAGCCCUAUUCUUGCUCUCUGUGUGUGGCGCGCUUUACUAGCCGCGAGCACUGGCGGCUGCACCAGCGCGUCCACUCCGGGGAGCGCCCCUACAGCUGCGGCGUUUGUGGACACCGCUUCGCGCAGAAGCCUGCCCUCAACAGACACUACAUAGUACACACGGGGGCGAAGCCCUACGAAUGCCACCUGUGCAACAAAACGUUCACACAAUCCGCGUCCAUGAAGAAACACAUACAGAGGGUGCAUCUUCGACAGCCGCCGAAUAGGAAGAAAGAUGGCGACCAACACAUUGAAAAAACUAAUUUAGCAGCUUUAUAAUAAAGUAAUAAUAUUAAUAUUU
Molecule: messenger RNA, 2283 nt
Organism: Maniola jurtina (meadow brown)
Lineage: Eukaryota; Metazoa; Arthropoda; Insecta; Lepidoptera; Nymphalidae
Product: zinc finger protein 345-like
Exons: 13
Coding region: 384-2261 (625 amino acids)
Biological process (GO): regulation of transcription by RNA polymerase II
Cellular component (GO): nucleus
Molecular function (GO): DNA-binding transcription factor activity; zinc ion binding; RNA polymerase II cis-regulatory region sequence-specific DNA binding
Source: RefSeq, a predicted model, not a curated record